AAGAAGACCAUUUUUAUUUAUAUUUUAAAGAAAUUGGGUGUUUUCAACAGCGGCUGGAUUGUUUUAGCUUCGGCUGCACACGUUGCUACUGAGAAGAGGGUGCCAGUAAUGCCAGGAUCCCCUGUGGAAGUAAAGAUACAGUCACGAUCUUCUCCGUCCAGCAUGCCGCCACUACCCCCUGUCAACUCCAGUGGUCCCCGUCCCGUCUCAUUUACCCCUGCAGCAUUGCCAAAUGGGAUGAAUCAUUCUCCUCCUACCUUGAAUGGAGCACCGUCACCACCUCAGAGGUUCAGCAAUGGGCCUUCCUCUUCUUCUUCAUCUACAUUGACCAAUCAGCAGCUCCCAGCUACCUGCGGGGCUCGUCAGCUCAGCAAAUUGAAGCGGUUUCUUACCACCCUCCAGCAGUUUGGCAAUGACAUUUCACCAGAGAUUGGGGAGAAGGUCAGGACCCUUGUUUUAGCGUUAGUGAAUUCCACAGUGACAAUAGAAGAGUUUCACUGCAAGCUUCAGGAGGCCACUAAUUUUCCUCUCCGCCCAUUUGUGAUUCCAUUCUUGAAGGCCAACCUUCCGCUUCUACAGAGGGAGCUGCUGCAUUGUGCUCGGGCAGCAAAACAAACCCCUUCCCAAUAUUUGGCCCAGCAUGAGCAUGUUUUGCUGAACACAAACACUGCAUCCCCUGCCGACUCGUCAGAGCUACUGAUGGAAGUGAAUGGAAACGGGAAGCGGCACAGUCCGGAUAGGAGAGAAGAAAACAACUUUGAGAGAGAUCCACUCCCCUCAGAGCCUCCUGCCAAGAGGGUGUGCACCAUCAGCCCAGCUCCUCGGCACAGUCCAGCGCUCAUGUUGCCCGUCAUCAAUCCAGCUGGGCAGUUUCACCCUACUCCACCUCCGCUCCAGCAUUACACCUUGGAAGACAUUGCAACGUCCCACUUGUACAGAGAGCCGAGCAAGAUGUUGGAGCACAGGGAAUUGCGAGACAGGCAUAGUAUAGGGUUAAAUGGAGGCUAUCAGGAUGAGCUUGUGGACCAUCGCUUAACAGAGAGAGAAUGGGCUGAUGAAUGGAAGCAUCUUGAUCAUGUAAGGAGCCUGAAUGCACAGCCUCCCGCCCCUCUUAACAUGGGCUGCACAGCAUUGAACUGCAUCAUGGAAAUGGUAGAGAAGACCAGACGCUCCAUGGCUGUCCUCCGUCGUUGCCAAGAGGCUGACAGGGAAGAGUUGAACUAUUGGAAGAGGCGGUGUAGUGAAACCACAGAGCCACGGAAAGGAGGGAGUGACUUAAUCGUGAGACAGCACAGCCCAGGGAGCUCAGAUUCAGUCAGCAGUGAUUCUCAACGGGAGUUUAGUAGCAGGUCAGGAGCAGCCGGUUAUGUCACUGAAGAGAUCUGGAAGAAAGCCGAAGAAGCUGUGAAUGAGGUGAAGCGCCAGGCCAUGUCUGAGGUCCAGAAAGCUGUUGCAGAGGCCGAGCAGAAGGCAUUUGAAAUGAUUGCAUCAGAGAGGGCCCGAAUGGAACAGACUAUUGCAGAUGCCAAGCGCCAAGCAACUGAGGAUGCUUUCCUAGUGAUCAAUGAGCAAGAGGAAUCUACAGAGAGCUGCUGGAACUGCGGUCGCAAAGCCAGUGAGACGUGCAGUGGAUGCAACAUUGCCCGCUAUUGUGGCUCCUUCUGCCAGCACAAGGAUUGGGAGAGACACCAUCGAAUCUGUGGGCAAGGCCUGCACAGCCAGGUGAAACCACUCCCCUUACCAGCAGGCCGAUCUGCAGCAGCCACCCUCAAAGCAGUCGAGGGGAUCCCAAGUCCAGCUCUAGAGAAAACUUCAGCUACCACCUCUCGAUCUUCCACUCCAGCUUCCGUGACAGCAAUAGACACUAAUGGACUCUAAAAGGGGAGAUUGCUGUCCAGCAUAUUUUGUUAGUUUUCUUAGUUUUAUACAUUAAUAAACAGUCCUCAAAACAGUUGUUGAACAUUUGUACUGCGGCACAUUGUCUCUCAAGAUAAUGCUUACGGGGCAUUUUUUUUCAUAUCCUUCUGAUUGGCUUGCUUUGAAGUCCAUGCUGGCCUUCCUUCCAGAAUGAUCUCCUGGGUCUUGGAAGCAGCAGAUUUCCUCAGAUCCCAAGAACUUCAGGUUCUUGUUUUAUCCACACUUUCUCAAGGAGGCACCUUCAUGUAACUGCUUUGAGAAUUGAUAUGAGAUUGCAACAAGGCUGUUCUCCAUGGCUGCUGCACUGCUGAGCUCUCAGCUUGGUGUUUUCUUUCCCCCAUGCUUCCCCCCCCCACACACACACACAGUGGCAUAGGGCAGGUGGACUGUGAUUGGAAACUGUAUCAAGGGAAACGAACUACAUGUUUUGCUUACUUCAUUCUCUUCUCCCGCCCCCAUCUAACAGUGUUGAUUCCUCCUCCCCUGUGGACAGAUUUUGGGAGGAGGAGGUGGCAGAAUGAUGCUAUUCUUGUUUACUAAAGGGAGGAUCUAAAACUUCUUCCUGGACAGUGUGAAUCAUGAUCAGUCUCACUUGGCCCAUUUUAAUCCUUGUAUAAAAUAGUCCAUCUAUACAUGUGUCUGUGGGCCUAAAUAGAUUGAGAGUUUUCAUGCAGCUGUUUGGCAGACCACCUUUUGUUGCUCUUUCCCCUAGUCAUCUGGUUUAUUUUGCUAUACUGAAGACAUUCCCCACCACCACACCACACCUUGUUGAUUCUAAAUAUAUUGUUUGAGGUUUAUCAGUUUAUAAAUUAACACAAACACACAUUGGUUGUUGUGGAUUAUCUGGGCUGUAUAGCCAUG
Messenger RNA from Eublepharis macularius, 2778 nucleotides. RefSeq names its product CBFA2/RUNX1 partner transcriptional co-repressor 2 (gene CBFA2T2). The transcript is spliced from 11 exons. Gene Ontology annotation, cellular component: nucleus. Lineage: Eukaryota; Metazoa; Chordata; Lepidosauria; Squamata; Eublepharidae. The record is from RefSeq and is a predicted model, not a curated record. Bases 109 to 1878 code for a protein of 589 amino acids. Gene Ontology annotation, biological process: negative regulation of DNA-templated transcription; DNA-templated transcription. Gene Ontology annotation, molecular function: transcription corepressor activity.